Molecule: messenger RNA, 495 nt
Organism: Cylindrotheca closterium
Lineage: Eukaryota; Bacillariophyta; Bacillariophyceae; Bacillariales; Bacillariaceae
Source: the annotation of a GenBank genome assembly
AUGGAAAAAAAGGGUGGGGAGAAUGUGCGACGCGCCAAGAGCCAAGAAGGGCCAAGAGCGGACAGUCACCAUGGAACUGACCCACAGAGGCGGUCUUUCCUCAGCGCAAGAAGCUUGGACGAAAGAAGGAGCGGUCGCAGCGCUGGAUCCAACAUCAGCCGCAUCGUGGAGACCUUUCUGUUUUUCUUGCCCGAGGCGGCAGCUGGAGAGAUUGCAUUCUACAAUUUCAAGGCCAGUUGUCGUCGGUCAUGUGGGGGAGUGAUGGAGCUCGAAGGCAAGGUGUAUUGUUGCUUUGUGGGAUUUCAAGGAGGCUGUUUCUGGCGCGGAGUCGGAGGCCUAUCUACUGUUCUUGGCCUCCCUCCAUCAAGCUACAAUCAUCCUUUUGUUUUUCAAGUGUGCUGGGGCCUGGACAUUUGGCGUCGCGACUGGAAGUUUCAUGUGGAAACUCAGGAGCGCCAUGCCACAAUUCGUCCCCCCCCCUUUGUCCACAAGUGA